AUGGCCGGAGCGGGGCGCGGCCGCGACACAUGCGGCGAGCGGAAGUGGCUGGCCGAGCGGCGGCGGGCUUCGGCCAAGGCAGCCGCGGGAAGGGACGAGGAGAGUCGGGCGCGGCCGGGCGGAAGCAGACACGACCCGGUGGUGCGCCGGCGGCCAGGGCCAGCAGGCCGCGCGGGGGGGCGGAGGCGGAGGAAGGGCGAGCGCGGCAACGGCGCGGAGGCAGGCAAGGGCACGGCGACGUGGGCGUGCGCGCGCGGGCGGAGUAGUGCAGCAGCCACAGCAGUGGAAGUAGCACGCAGGGGGAGGCCACGGGUACGGCGAGCGCGUGCGCGCAGGUGCGACGGCGAGAGGCGGCACCGCGGUUUGGCGACGAGCUGCGACGCGGCGCAGAGCAGCAGCAGCAGUCUGCGGGAGCGGGGCGAGGCAGGGAGCCGUGCGUGCGCGAUGGCGCUGCGGGGGCAGGGGCUGUGCCGGGGGCGCGCGCGCGGUCGAGCGGGCUUGGUAGGGGCCGCGAUGGCCGUGAGCGGGAGCCCGGGCGGCCGCAACUGCGCUAGUAGCAGAGAUGGCGAGCAAGGCGGGGAGGAAAAGAGAGGCCGGGGGUUGGCCUCACCGUGGUGCGUAGGGAACGGGGCAGUGGUGCGUGAGGAGGAAGAUGGAGACGACCGGGCGACGGGGAGGCAUUCCGGCGGGGGAGCGGUCCGGUGGGGAGGCCUUCGGUGA
Messenger RNA from Aegilops tauschii subsp. strangulata, 720 nucleotides. The record is from RefSeq and is a predicted model, not a curated record. NCBI's taxonomy places the organism in Eukaryota, Viridiplantae, Streptophyta, Magnoliopsida, Poales, Poaceae.